Podarcis lilfordi (Lilford's wall lizard) is the source of this 15867-nucleotide messenger RNA. The record is from the annotation of a GenBank genome assembly. Lineage: Eukaryota; Metazoa; Chordata; Lepidosauria; Squamata; Lacertidae.
GGGUGGGAUGGAGGGAGAGAGACCCAGCGGCGGCCGCCCCCCGGUGUCGCCCUCGGGCGCUUGAGCGCCGCCACCCCCAGGCUGGUGCUUAUCUAUUUUUUGCGCGAGCGCUUGGGCCCUCGCGCGCCGGAGGAGCAGCCAAAGCAGUAUCUGCCCCGCCGGCUCCUCCUCCUCCUCCUUGUCGUCCACCGGGCAAAGAGAGCCGCUGCCUCAGAGCGGGCGGGCCUUUGUCCCUCCGGCUCAGCCGCACACACGGCUAGCGGGUCUGGCCGAGAGGAAGCGAGCGAGCGCGCGCGCGCCCCUUCCCCGGCUUCUCUCCCGCGCGCGCCCGCCCGCCUCGCCCCGCAGCCGCGCUCUUGGCAUUGUGACAGGAGCUGAGCUCACCUGCCUCGCAGCCGGCCGGCCGGCUUUGGGCUGCGCCUCAGAAGGACCACGCGAGGGUGAGGAAGAGGAGGAGGAGGAGGAGAAGAAGCACCACCCCGCCUCCUUCUCCCUCCCUCUCUUGCCUUCUGCAGCCGGCAGAAGAGCGGCUCCUCCGCUCGCCUGCGCCUGACUCCCGUUGCCGCCGCCGCCUUUUGUUUGGCUUCUCUCAGCCGCCGGGCGGGCGGGCGGGCGGCGAGUCUCUCCGUUGGCUCCCUUGGGAUGGUUUCGUGGACUUGCUGCUCUACCGGCUGGCGAUGCCCUGCUAGGUGAGUGAGGAAUUUCAGAUUGAAUAAGAAUUAGGAACAUUUUUUUAAAAGUAUGCAUUUCUCCCACCCCCCAAAACCAACCUCUAAAUCCGCAUCAUUGCUGCGCCCCUGCAUGUGAACGGAGGGCGAUUUCGUGCAAUCACUUCGGGGCUCCUCCGCCCUCCUGGUUGGCGGGCGGGCGGGCGAGUUCGGCCCUGGGCUCCCCUGGGCGCUGCGGGCUCCGGGCGUGAAUGAGCCACACCCUCUUUGUCUCGUCUGUCUUCAAGGGCCUCGGCUCGCUAACUGCCAUGUCUCCAGCAGCGGCCAGCUCGGGCCCCAGCAAGCGCCAGAGGCCCGGCGGCGCGGCGGCGCCCUAAGCGAGCGGGACGCCGAGCCGGUGGAUGCGGCCGCCGGCAUGUCGAGCGGCAGAGUGGACGGCGGGAGCGGCGCGGCCGCGCAUCGGAGGUCCGAGGCCAGCGAAGGGGUGGCGCAGAGAGACGAGGAGCAGGAAGAAGAUGCGGAGGAAGAUCUCCGAGACGGAGGAGUCCCUUUCUUCGUCAACCGAGGCGGGCUGCCCGUCAACGAGGCCACCUGGGAGAGGAUGUGGAAGCACGUGGCCAAGAUCCACCCCGAGGGAGAAAGGGUGGCCCUGAGGAUCCGGGGAGCCAGUGACCUGCCCAAGGUGAGGGGGAGCUGUUUUGUGCAGGACGAAGGCAGGUGUGAACUGAAUCUCGGAGUUACAGGCCAGGGAAUGAAUGAAAUGGGAAGAUGGAGGGGGAAUCUGGGAUUGAAACCCGUCAAUCUCAAGAUUCUAGUUCAUAGUGAGGAAGGAGGUGAACUGCAGAGUGAGCAUGCAAACUGCUGGGUUCUGCCUUUGCAUACCUGAGAUGGUAUCAACAGGUCUUUGAUGUUUUUGUGUCGUCUGCAUUAGCGACUUCUUGUUUGUUAAUGGAGUCAGGAUCUUCCAUAGCAGCACAAGGGAAUGCAGAAUUAUUGGAACAAUCUUUGGGAAUGCUGCCUGUUUUGAUGAGGAGUGUGCUCAGAUUGGCUCCAGAAGUGCCUUUUGUGUGCAUGAGUGAUUGAGGUAACUCAAGUAGCCUCUGAUAGCACUAUCCGGCUUUUGAACAACUUUGUUAAAAUAUUAAUGCUGAAAGCAUAUGAGGUUGGGACCUGUGCUGGGGUAAAGUAACUGAAUAACAUGCACAUCAUCAUCCAAGGCUGUAUAACCAUGUGUUGAGAACUGACUCGCAAAAGGGCUACAGAAUAGGCAUACUGCAACUAGUUUGGGUUAGAAAAGGAACCGUUUUGAGGAAGAGACGGUAUUAGGAAAAGUCUUGCCAUAAUUUUUAUACUGGAUGGAUGAGGCUAGUAUACUACUCUUGAUGCCUACAGUAUGAUAUGAAAAGGUCUCAAAGUCUCCCUUUGUCCUGCCACCAGGCACGCAACAUUACAACAGUUUCAUUUAUUGAAAGAGGAGUGCAGAAAAGGCACUUCAGGCUCCCUGCUACACCAUUUGAUUCCACUGGAGACAUUGUGGUUUUUAAAGGGCAACAUAUAGAUACUACAUUUUGUUAAAGGGCAACGUACAAAAUAGAAAAGCUUCAAAUCUGUUGACCUGCUGCCGUAAGACGUCAGAUAAUACGGCUUUUAGUGGGAAAAGUUUAUAGCCAUUGCAACAUUAAGCCGAUCAAAGCUUUGGGAUUUUGAUAAACUGUGGGGAUUAUUAUUAUAUUUAAAUGCUGUGGAGGAAGCCAGCUCCUUUCCAGUUGUGUUCAAGUACAGAGGAGAAAGAGUUAUUGGUCGCUGUUUCCACCUGUGUUUUUAAAGGGCACAAUUGCUUAUUGGAAGCUAUUUCUGCCCUUCGUUUUAAAAUAUUAGUGAAACCUAUGUGACUCUCCAAAGAUUGAAGUAUCAGUAUACUGAUAUAUUUUGGGGGGAGUGGGGCUAAAGCAUGAUCUUUGAGGUAGUCCAGGACACCGAAUGGGUUGGGUAUUUCUCAGAUGAAUCUCCAUGAAAGUGUGGAGGAGUGGCUACACGAGUUAAGCCCCAAAACAUCAUAAAACCCUCCCCAACAGGAAGUUCCCAGAGAAGGCGCUCUCAGCUUCCACACAAGAAAUGCUUCAGAAUGCAUUGUAAAACAUACGACUACUUAUAACCGUUCUAACCAAAAGGUGCUUUCAGAACACCAAGAGAGCAGUAUGCUAACUGUAUGAAGGCAAUAAAGUGUGUACACAGACCAGAAGAUGCAUCUGCAGAAGGCAAGGCAGCAAAUGCACUUUACAGCUAUAUGUGUGUACUAAGGAUUGCUCUUACUUGCUGUGUGCUGAAGGUGUCUCUGAAAUGAACCAACGUAGGAAACCAAAUUCCAGAUCAGAGCAGCCAUCUUAUUAUGUUGUGGCAAAAAUGACUAGUAGCCGUCAACAUUUAUCAUAGUCUGAGCUUGGUCAAGGUGCCUGAAGUGAUCUAGACACUAAGUGCAUAGGGAAGAUUCAGGAAAAAGAGUUGCAAAAGAGUUGUAGGUGCCGACUCAAAUCAAGUAGUGUAACAUUUAAUGGAGGCAGACAAAAUGUGAAUGCCACAAACCUUAACGGUCUCAGCCCUUAGUCCAGUAGGAUUGGGCGAUUGGGGUUUUUAAUAGAAUCCUGCAGUCCAAAUCCUGAAUGGGUUCAGGGUGGACCGGAUACCUCUAAGCACAUGCUCAGCCCAGGAAUUUGUGGCCAGUACCAGAAUCUGGCACACAAGUUCUUUCACAAAAACAUUCACCCCACCUCAAGCAUCCCCCAUCCCCCCCCCGCCAGAACAAAAUUGGAGGUAGGAGAGCUUUCUGGGUGUUCCUAGUGUUAGACAAUUGGCAGUCAGAAGCUCUUGCUGAUCUACUGGAAAUUGGGACGCUGACGAAUUCCAAAUAAAGUAGAAACAGGAACAGAAAUGGACAAAGUUCACUUAUUCACCCCAUGUGCAAAGUAGAAAUCAAUCCAGUGAAUACAAUCAAUAUUCACCACUGUGGUUUCUUUUAGUCCACAAACAAUAUGUAUUGUGUUUCCUUUGCACUGAAAUGAAUGAGAAGCAAUAACACAAUGACAACAUAAGUUGAAUAAUUUACUGUGUAAAUUGUGUAGCAGUUUUUGGCAGAAGGCAAACCGCAGUGGAAUGGAAACAGUGCUGCGUUCGACUGAUAUGGGGCAGGAUGGGAAGCAAUGCCUUUGUUCAUCCCUAACUGCCAGUUGCCUGGAGAGCUACCCAUACAUCUUCAGCUACAUUCUUCACACCCUUGAUCUAGGGAGAUUCGUCAGUAGCAUGUGACGGGAUCCUUGUUGUGCACCUACAGCAGGGAGAAAGUUUCCAGGGGUUUGCAAUGGUAGCAAGCAGUUAAAGGUGCCAAAACCAGAAGAUUUGCCACAUGGCUGCAUUUUCAAGUAGCUUCCAUGGUGAGGACUAAAUGCAUGAGUGGGACCUUGGCUGCUGUUACUAUGUAUGGCAGAUGGUUAGCAUGUUUGCCUCAGACAAAACAGCUGUUAAUAGCAAGUGCAAGCAGUAUUAAGCAGAGUCCACUCUACUUCUCCAUUUCAAGAGUGCUGGCUUUCCAUCUGUCCUUGCUCUCCCCAGACUGUUGUCUCCCUUGGCUCACCCAACUCAGCCAGCUGGCAUUGCAAUGCACCAAAUGUCCUCUAUGCUGUCUUUCCCUUCCUUAUGCUCUUUAGUAAGGUUGUGUAGCUUUCCAUAAUUUAUUUAUUAUAAAAAAUCCAAUACACAGUUCUCUGGGUGAUGUGUAGAAAGUUUUUGGACAGGUUUUUAAAGAAGAAGAAGAAAAUAGAUAAAAGACCAUCCAAAUGCCACCAUAUCAUCCAUAAUGAGCACAGAGAGCAAAAUCUAAUAGCAGCCACAGCCACUUGUAUCAAGUGGUCUUGAUCUCAGAAAGCUAAAAACCAUCUCAGAAAGCUAAAAGCAGCCCAGCUGUAAAAGGCCAAAAAAAAAGGUAUAAAUUGUUCAAUGUAAUUAAUAUUAAAAUGUUAAUUUAAAAUGGGAGGGUGUUAAAAAGUUGUGGGAGAACAAAAAGUUGUGGUGUGCAGAAAGGCCAAUUAAGUAGGUGCCAUGGAGGUGUUCCUCAGUUGGGAUGAAGUAGGGUCAUGGCUGCAUCCAUGGAAUAACUCUCUGUGCUUGAGCUUGAGGGAACACUCGAUUCAGGCCUCCAUCGAUUAUAUUAAGGUACAGAGAGGUCCAUAAGGGGAGAUUUGGGGACAAUGAUUAUAGAAGAUCCAGAAGGACUUGUUUAUUAUGAAAGAAGUGAACAAAAGUGCAUCUCAGAGUUAGUACUGGGCUAUAUUAUGUACCACCUAAGACCACAUUAAAGGUACAUGAUACUUUAUCAUUGUAUAUUAUUGCCAAAUGUUUUCCCUACAUGCUUUGAGAUUUAAUGCUAGAACACACUAGACCUAGACCUGCCAAAUCUCCACAGUUCCAAAGCAUCUCUGUGAUAUUUUUUCCUGUAGUCUUCAUAUCUGGAUGAGAUCCAGUCCCAAGUUCUCAGAGUCAAACAUGGGUGGCUGGCAAGUCUAGUAGUUCAAUGCCAGGAAUUCACACUUAGAUUUAUGCUUUUGUCUGUAUUGCAAAAUGCAAUGAGAGUAUUUUGUGUGGGAGCGGUUGCUGCAAACUAACAAUGGUGUUCACUGUCCUGCCUCUGAGGAAAUAUAUAUGCUUUGCAAAUCUUCUACAAUGUAGAGUCUCCAGUAAAGCAUUGUCUUUGUUGGGGCCCCUCUAAACCUUGACCACUUUAAUGUUGCAUUAGGUGCCCAGUUAUCUCUGCUGGUAUCCUACAGUGAAUGCACACUGCCAGUCCACAUGGAGACCAUCUUAUUACAUGCAAACUUUUCUGCUUCCUUUCAGAUAUUCCCCUGAAUGUGAUAAAACAAUUCCUAAUCAUGUUAAGUGGCUCAGGAAUCAAACUUAAGAAGAACAGGCUUUCAAUCCUUGAAAAAAAUCCAAAAUAUCUAAGACCAAACAGCCAUGCAUUUAAAGGGGGGGAGGACAUCAUGUGGACACCCCUACAUUAAAGGGGAGAAAGGCAGGUGCAAAUCCACAUUUUUCUCUGAUGUGGACAAGCACACUGUCUCUUCUUGGCUGUGUUGCUGACUUCACCGAGUAGCCAUAAGCAUGACACUCUGCUUUUCAAAGCUCUUCAGAAAGGGCUAGCUAGCAGCCACAGAUUUAUGUUUCCUUUUAGCAGUUGCUUGGAUCAAUUAAGGCUUUUGCUUGGACAUAUUUUGAGUGGAAAGCAGCAGGGCAGUGUCCCAACAAAGCAUUAACACAGCUUAUCAGUUAGCUCUGAGAUAAAAGGGACAGAUUACUGUCUCUCAUUCUGCCCUCCCUCCCUUUCACUAAGUGAAGACGAGGAUCCUGGAUAAAGAGGAAACCUUAACCUAGUCUGGGCUCCAGGCCCAGGUUUGUUUAGAGUAUACUGGAUUCCUCAUCAGUUUAAUUGCUUAAGUGAAGGACUAGUUAUAGGUAUUAGGAGAUUCUUCUGCACUUUUAAGUGGUUUCAGUUACACGGGGAAUAUUUCAUAUGCGCUCGAAGUAAAGCAGAUGGGGAGAAGCAGCAACAGCAACUUCUGCUUCUUCCAGCCGAGGAGGAAGCAACUAAGAGUACUGUUUUUUAACAUAGCUGCAAUUUAGAUAAGGCACAACUUCUGUAUGGAUUAGGUUGACUAGCAACUCUUCUAGUAUUUGGAAGGUUGUGUGUGGAGGUUUGCUUGUUUUUAGGUUUUUGUGCCUCCACCAUUCACUUGUUAUCUGUAGCUUAGCUCCUUGGCUUAAGAAGUGUGUUGUUGAUUUAAAAAAAGAAAAAAACCUGGAAUCUCCCAGGCACUUCUCUCCUGUACAGCUCUUACACCUUAAAAAUGCCCAAGUGCCUGCACUGCAUUUCUGGAAGCCCAUCUAGCAUUAUGACUUUGCUUGGCAAGUACAUUUCAGCUCUCCGUUUUCUCUUUUUCCGGUGCACACCCUUUCUGGAGAAACUAAUAACUGCUAAAUGUUGCACCCACCUGAAGUCAUAGACCUUUAAUGGCUCUGCCUAAGGGCUGGUCUCUGUGUGUUUAGCAUGCUUAGAUUUUAGACCACGGCUCAUCAUCUUGAAUAGUAAUGAGCGCUACAGCACUAGGAGUGGCUGUAGGUGCUCUAAUUCCUACCCCUCAUUUUAAUCACUUUCUGCUAAGAGUGACUGCGUGAUACUGCUAGCUGGGACUCCUGCACUGUUUUUCUCUAAGAGAUGUGAAAUGUGUUCCUCAUUCACAGGAAUACCCUGUCCGUUUCACCUGCAUCUACUUGCUGCUACUACUUAUCAUUGUUAUUUCUGGCAUAACACUCCUUAAGUCUGUGGUGCACAUUUUUUAUUUCUGCUGCAACUGCUUUCCAAACCACUUUGUGGUAUCCUCCCAGCUCAUCCUGCAUAUCACAGCUCUUUCCUUUUUUGAGAAUUUCUUGAAAUAAUCAGACUUGUCUUUUAGCUUAUCUGAAAAUGGAAUAAUUCUCUCUUGCUUUCUUGCUCUGCAUUACUAACCUCAGGUGACCGGUAAUAAAAAUGAGCUAUUCCUUGUGGUUCUGUGGAACGAUGAUUCAAUGUGCCUUCGGUGCUGUGUCUGGGUGUGGGCUGUGUCUGUAAGUUGGUGUCUGUUUGGUGAUCUCAUACUUUGCCUCCACCCUCCCCCUCUUAUGCACAGAUUCCCAUACCAAGUGUGCCUACGCUCCAGCCGUCCACUCUUAUCCCUGAGCGCCUGGAAGCUGUACAGCGUUAUAUCAGGGAGCUUCAGUAUCCUUUUAACCUCUGCCACAUUGCCAAGGAAUGAAAAGGGAAGCCGGGCAAGUUCCCUGCUUUGACCACAAAAGAGAAUUUCUGCCUGCUUGGCACUUUAGACCAACUGGGGAAAGAAGCCCAGUCCCCUCCCAAAGAAAACUGCUGUUUGUUACAGCCUGUGGUUUUGCCAUCUAAAACUAGCUUCCUUUUGUUUGUUCCCUUGGCAUCUUAGCAUCCUCUGUGUAAGCAAGAUGAAGUUAAUCCAUUGCAGGCUUCUGGUAUGAGAAAUGCAUUUUACUUGAUGCCCAUUGUGCAAUCCAAAAGGAGGAACUCUGCAUUUAAUUCUUUGAGGAAGGUCAGGGACAGGAGAUAAUGUGCUGCUCUCCUCUGCCUAGCUUUGGUAAGGAAGAGGGAUUUAACAUGUUGCUGAAGGCUCUUGGCUAUGCUAAAAGCCAGUUGUGUAGGUGCCCAUAACUGCAACUGGCACCAGUGGGAGCUUUUCUGUGGCUGCAUGGCCAGAGAGGGGAUAGAAUUUCAUCAGUAUUGUGGCCAGAGGGAGAAGGGUUAAACUUCUCCAUGCACAACUGCAGCCCUGAUGAAAAUUGGGAGCUAUGGACUUGCUAUUAAAUCAUAAAAGCAACAGCCUUGGCAUGGUUUCUAAUUAUGCAGUUAGCAUCACAUCUAGUUUGUCCCAGAGCACACAAUUUCUCUUUUUGUUGUUUUUGUGCUGUUGAUGCUUUGCUAGCUAGGAGUUUUGUGAUUGUAGCAACUUUCCUCCCUUCAGUCACCUCUUCCAAGCUGUGUGGCCCUUAAUUCCUUGUUCCCAGGUACAAUCACACUGGGACACAGUUCUUUGAAAUCAAGAAAAGCAGGCCUUUGACUGGGUAAGUACUAUCACUCUGAAGUCAUCCCUGUUGGAUCUUACCUUCUCUGAAGACUCUACUGAGGCUGGCCAAAAAGGCCCAGGCUGAGCUCUUUGUUGGCUGAUGUCUCAAUGACUUGCCUCCCAGGGGAGGCACAGCACAAAAACCGAUCUCUUUAAGUUGGAUGCAGCUGCUUGGAGUUUUGACUACUUGCCCAAACUACAGUACAAGAGCACAGUACUCUUCCAGAUGCUGAGGUCCUGGAAAGUAUGCAUAAUAGUCUGUAAAAGAGCAAGGUUCUGUCUUUAUUUUCUGGAUUUAUAAGCCUUACACAGUCCAUAUACUUCCUGCUUCAGUAUCCCUGAACUCCAUGCAGCAUAGUAUCUCGAAACCUCUGUCAUUAUUGAUGUCUUGCUUAUAUAAAGACAUUCAACUCAUUUAACAAACACUGGCACUGCACAUUCCUGAUUACGCAUGGCUUUUUGCAGACUUCUGUUCCACCUUGCACUUGUUCCUCCUACCUUGGGACAUUGAAUAACAGAAGAGGAACACCACAGGUUUGAUCAAAAUAGAAAUUAAUCCAAAUAUAUGUGCAGGGUGCAGUCUGGCUUGGAAGAUGAUUUGACACUGAAUUAUUGAAGGGAAACUGUGUGUCAUCAGUGAGGGAGAGGGAUGUGGUGAGGAACUGAGUCUGAAUCAAGCAAAGGGUUUUUUCCCUCUGUCCUUGUGCGACCAGACCAUUCUGUCUUCUCCCAGACCAUUCUCUCUACCUAUGUUCUGCUUGACACUAGCUCCCCCCCUUAAUUCUCUUGCUCCUCCUGUUGUCUUGUUCCAUAGGCUGAUGGAUCUGGCCAAAGAAAUGACAAAAGAGGCUCUGCCAAUCAAGUGUCUGGAAGCUGUGAUCCUGGGAAUGUAUCCUUUUCUCUCAGGAGAGUGUGUGCAUAUCAGUUCAAGCACAGUAAUUUCAACAGGAUGGCUUUAAUACUGUAGCAUUUGAAGUCCACCAUGUCAUGUCCUGUCAAACCAGCUAGCAAAAUACAUCUGGUAUUACCAAGCAUUCCAUUUGGGGGAACAAAUUCUUGCCAUAAUAAAAAAAAAUAUUCAGGAGGUGACAAAAGACCGACAUCAAGGAAGGGCAUGGUGAGUUUCCUCAGGCAGGGAGUUCUCUUGUGUCUCAACCAAGAAGAACCAAAUGAGCUUUGUACCAAAUAGUCUUUUUGGUCCACUGAUGCUUCAGGACUACGCCCAAGUACAUGACUACAUGUGGAUAUCACUUAGAGGAGAAGGUCCCUCCAAAGCAGACAGGUCUGUUCAGCUUGUCUCUUCAGGUGAGAUCAAUGGGGUUUGCUAUCUAGAUCUACCUAUCUGCAUAGUCCUAAGAGUUGGACAUAAUCAACCAAGGUGGCUAAGAUAUUGUUGGAGAUGUGGGGAAGGGCCCUUACUAUAUCCUUCUUUCUGUUGUACCACCUGUUUCCUGAAUGCUUCACCAUUCACAGUUACCUCACCAACAACAUGCCAACCCUGGAGCGUUUCCCCAUCAGCUUCAAAACCUACUUCUCAGGGAACUACUUCCGCCAUAUUGUGCUGGGAGUGAACUUUGGGGGCCGCUACGGUGCCCUGGGCAUUAGUCGGCGUGAGGAUCUCAUGUACAAAGCGCCCACCUUCCGCACGCUGAGCGAACUGAUCUUUGACUAUGAGGAGGCCUACCGGCGCUGUUGGCACACCCUAAAAAAGGUGAAGCUUGGCCAGUGUGUGUCCCAUGACCCACAUAGUGUGGAGCAGAUUGAGUGGAAGCACUCCAUCUUGGAUGUGGAGAAGCUGGGCCGUGAGGACUUCCGCAAGGAGCUCGAGAGGCAUUCCCGUGACAUGAGGCUAAAGGUGAGAGGGUGGGAGAUGCUGUUACCUUGCGAGUGGCUUAUUAACGCUGAGUUCUGUUUGCUGGGGUCAAGCCUUAAAGCCAAAAGCCCUCGGUUGAGUUUGUCUAGUUCAGGGGUAGCCAACAUGGUUCCCUCCAGAGGUUGUUGGACAAUUACUAUCAUGACCAUUAUAAUCAUUAUUCAUUAAAUUUGUAUACUGCUCUUCAUCUGUAGAUCUCAGGGGUGGUUCACAGCAUAAAAAUACAAGGUAAAAACACAAAAUGCAUAAUAAGAAAAAGAACAAACCAAACCAAACCAAUAACCUCCUCUCCCCUCCCUACAACAGCUCCAACCAUUGGCCAUGCUGACGAGGUCUGAUGGGAUUUGUGGAGGACGCCAUGUUUACUGUCCUUGAAUCCUCUUACUUGGAUUCCUGUUAAUGAAUUUUAUAUGGCAUGCUUUAGGGCAAAGUCUUUAAAAGUCUCUUGAGUGCUAGGCAGAAGUGGGCUAAGGAAUGGAAAGGAGAGGAGAAUUGUUUGCUUCUCCAUUGAUCCAGGUCUCAGAUCUGUUUGUUUACCCCAUUUUUAUAUUGUGUUUUUAUUAAUAAACUGAUAGCCGUGGUAUCUCGUUUAUUCUGUAGAUGUACCUAGGAUUCCAUCAGGCUGCAGCAGACGGAACCAGGGCUACUCUCUCAGCUCUGAUGAGAGAGCAGCUUGCUUUGGUUCCUCCUCUCCCUGAACUGUUUUAUAUUCCAGUUGGUCAUUACACAAUAACUACCAUAUUUCUGUAAGAAUUGGUGUGUAAUUUGCUUUACCGCCCCCCCUUCCUUCCUAUCUCCUUUUUGUGUGGUGUCUUUUUAGAUUGUAAGCCUCCAAGUUUUACUCAUCAUACCUAAGUCACUCUGGGAGACUUUCUAAUGGAACAGCAAGGAAAAAAUGCUUUAAAUUAAUAAGGUGUUGAUGUGAGAUGAUGCAAGACAGCUCACACUGUAGUAAAAUGCAUGCAGAACCACCAAGAGUUGGCACAGUAAAAUGGCCAAGAAUAUGAGCUGGGCCAUCCCUGAUUAAAAUCUCACUCCACCAUGCUCUGCAGCCAGUCGGAAGCUGCGGAAGUCCCAUCGGAUGUUCAGCUUCCAAAAAUAGUUCACAAACCAGAACAGUCACUUUCUGGGUUUGCGGCAUUCGGGAGCCGAAACAUUUGAGACCUAAGCUGCUUGAAAACCAAGGUAUGAAUGUAAAACCAAGGCUCUCCUCAUCCUGGUGCGUUCCUCUUUUGGUCUAUAGCUCCAGUCAGCCCCAGCCAGCAUGACCAAUAGUUCUAGAUGGUGAGAGUUGUAGUCCAAAACAUCUUGAGAUUUGCAAGUUGAAGAAGGUUGAUUAAUGCAACAUAUUGGUUAUGUGCUUUGGAUAUUUCAGAAGGAGCUAUACAUAGAUGCUCCUUGCUCUUAAUGUUCACUGCACUUGUCGGAUGUGAAUUUACAUGGCUGCUGUGGGAAGAACCUAAUGGCUUCUACUGCUCACUGUCACUUUCCUCCUCCUAGAUCAGCAAAGGAACAGGGCCACCAUCGCCCACCAAGGAUAGGAAGAAGGAUGUGUCAUCCCCACAGCGAAGCCAAUCCAGUCCACAUCGUCGCAACAGCCGGACAGAACGGCGGUGAGAACAAAGGAUGUUGAUUCUGUGUAGAUGACCAAUCCUGAUGUGGGAUUUUUGUCCCCAUCUCUCUCCUUAUUUAUUCUUAUUCAUUUCACUUACGAAUCACUUCCGCUGAGACACUCCACAGCAAUUUGCAAUGUAAUAAAAAUGUAUUUGAAACAGUUGCCUAUAUAAAAGCAGUUAAAGCACUUGCAUAUAGAAAAAUGAUUUAUAUGAAACAGCAAUAGCAUAUACAUACUAUUAAUUAAAAUCCAAUAGCUGUAACAACUUAUUGUAGUUUAAGCAUGCAAACACAUCUGCAGUACACACUUUUUGAAACUUUAUAGCUGGUUGUGAGCUGAGGCACAUGUCACAAAAAUUUACUUGCAUCUUUUGGGUGCAUACAGCCUCUGAUCGCUACUUCAGCAACACCUCACUUUCCAUCUGUUUGGAUGUUGUGAAGUUGAUCAUAGCACCCACCAGCAACUUUCUUACAUUUAUUUCUUUGCCAUCUUUAAACUUUUAAGUGCAGCUCCUGAGUGGAGCCCUCAGUCCUACAGAGCAAUUCUGCAGAUGUUUAUUUAGGCAUAAGCCCAACUAUGUUCAGCGGAGGUGUGGGGAUUCUUUGGUCCUCCAGAUGUUGCUGAACUACAGUUCCCAUCAUCCUUGGCUAUUGGCCAUGCUUGCUGAUGCUGAUGGGAGUUGUAGUCCAGCAACAUCUGCCAGGUCAAAGGAUCCCCACUUCUUCCCUAGCAAGGAUGUGUUAGGAUGGCAGCUUCAGUGUUGCACAGGGUUGGGGCAGACAUCUGCACCUGCUUCUAAGUCAAGGAGGUCUUCUCUCCCUGAUACGCAUAGCAGAAAAUAAAUCCAUGCCAUCUGCAACUUCACCCACUCCCCUCUGGCUUGGCCAGAUCACCGUGGGGAAGCUUAGCAAGAAGCUGGCACUACUUCCAGCCUUCCCCAAAGCUGCCACCAUCUCUCCCGAGGUCCCCCGAGGGUAAAGCGGAUGGAUAGUUGGGGACUGAAAAUGUGGCUGGCCAAGCCAAGACUUGGACCUCUGCCUGAACUUACUCUUUGAACAUUCAGCAUGUCCAGUUGGCUGAAAAUCCCUCCCAUCACUGUAGUAGCUGGGUGGGGCAUUGAGAGGUGCGUCUUCAACCCUCUCUCUAACAGUUGGAAAAGGUUCUGCACAACGAUACUCCAUUUCACUUGUGUUCCUCCCUUUCCCCCUUUCUCUGCCCUACCCUUUAGACCAUCUGGAGAGAAGAAGCCUACAGAGCCCAAAGCUAUGCCAGAUCUCAACGGUUACCAAAUCAGAGUAUAAAGAAGUCUUCUCACCAUUCAAGGAUUGCUUUCUGGACACUUGUUUGGACCGAGUCUGCCUACAAGGGGCGCAAUGUGUGGGGAAAGGGGUACAGGGGGCAUGAAGUGCUGGUUUCCUCCGAGGUAUUUCUUGCAAUGCUGACCCCCCAGAGCACUAUUCUGUGGGGUACGGGGCGUUCUGGGAGUUCGCUUCUCUGACUUUUAAAGGGGUGAUUUCCUCCCCCUUUAUAUAUAUAUUUUGUAAUCCAGCAGUUAAACAAACUGCACAAGCAGUGGACUCUGCCAGACAGUGUUGCAGUGUUGUACAGUAUUGGUAAGAAAAGUUGUCUUUUUUGCUGAGUUGAUGGUGAGACACUUGUGUCCGCCAUCCCAACGGGAACUGAACUUCUUUUAAUCCCUUUAGAGGGGCAUAUUUUCCACCCUUAUUUCUGAAAGAAUCAAGCUGGUUUGAGGCCUCGGAGAAGGAGAAGUAGGGUCUGGAAUCAAAAAGCUGAAUCCUGCGGAAGAAUUUUUGAAUUUGUACCUUCUGAGAAUUUUAAUAUUUUUAUCGAGUUGGAGCCAGGAGAAAGCAAGCACCGUCUUUGCAUAUGCCCUGAAACCACCAUCUUGUACUUCUGUUUCAAAUGAUGGAGUGCCUUGUAUGAUGAGAACAGCGCUCUCCUGCAGUUCCUGCAGCAAGGUGAAGCUGGCCGCUUUGAUGUCCCAGGAAGUGAGCCUUCAUAGCGGGCAGCUCAGGAGACAUUUCUUGCAUGCAGAAGCCAAAUGAAGGAUAGUAGCAUCUUAACUGGCCUAAUCGUGGCCCUUGGCCACUGUGAUGCAUUCAAGAGAUUGGUUGGAGACCAGUUUUCCAUCUCUUUACUUUCUGGUGCUAUUCUGGUGUCUCGAGUGCAUUGGCAGAGCAUCAUAGCCUUUCAAGGUGGGAGUGUGAUGUGGAUGCAAGGAGCAGAUCCAUAUGACUUGACUCCAUGAGUAUUUCUCCCUUUUAAAGAAAAAGGGAUGUUUUACGCUCCCUCUCUUUUAGCAACACAACCCUUGCUCGUUCUCUUUAUCAAGGUGUUGAUUUGUUGUUGUCAUUUAAAGAUCACACACUAAUUAUUCUUAAGGUAUACCCAUAGCCUUUUCUUUUAUGCAGAUAGUAACAUAUAACUGGGGUACCAGCCACAUCACGUCCUGUGGAUCUAUCACUGUUUGUGGCCUCUUUUCUGGUCCUUCCGUGUGCCCACCACCUCUGCCAAUCAUAGAUAAUGCCAAUCUAGAUAAUGAAAAGUGGGGGGUUUUCUAUGUCUCUCCUUGACUGAAGCCCUGUGUUGCCCUUCUGUCUGCCAUAUGUUUUUAGCGGAAAAUUUGUGCCAGUGCACCUGUAAAUCUUUUAAAAAAACUUAAGCCACCUUGUUAAUUAAAUGUGGUAGCAUGUCUCAGUGCUCCAUCCAUGUCCCUUUCUCAAAAAACAUGGAUGGAUAGGUGGGCUGGUGGCUGUGGGUGCAGUCAGGACAAUUUCAGCACUUAAUUUAAAGGGGGGGAUCUCUGCAUCUGGAAUGGUCAUUGCAGAUAGUGUGUAUGCAGAAGACAUGCCCUGGGAUGAUAAAGGAUGAUAAACUGAAAUGUGGGGAGGACUAGUAUGGCCACAACCUUAAAAGAAGCCUGCUCUGCAAACAGGGCUGAGAUGUCCCUCCCAGGCAGCAAGUGAAUCUGAGAUGCUGCUGCGACAAAUGAUACUCGCUCGUCACUCAUCCCUGUUGAUUAGCUUAUGGCCUCCUUGGGCUCAUUUGGCUUUCAGAGCAAUGUGAACUCGGCAGUAGCUGAGAGAGGGGACAGUGCACAAAAGGGCUCAUGUAUUAUGUAAGGGAUGUAGCUUAAAGCAGUGAAGGGAAACCUGAUGCCCUCCAGAUGGUCUUCUGGCUCCCUCUAUUCCUAGCCAGCAUGGUCAAUGGCCAGGGAUAAUGGGAGUUGCAGCCCAAUAACAUCUGGAGGGUUGCAAAUUCCCCAUCCCUGCUUCAAGAGUGUAAAUCACUUGCUCCACAGUAUCAUGCUUCCCCGUUCUCUUGUUCCAUAGGAUCUGUUCUGGUUGUGGAUUUUCCAUCAUCUUUUCCAGGAAGUCUGAUUGCCUUUUACCACUCUUCCACCCGCCCACCCCCCCCGACAGACAAUAUUUUCCAGGUUUUUACUUAAAGAAAAAAAGCAAAUCUUUUUACUUAACUGCCUUUCUGUAGCAGGAUUGAGCUGGUCUUCCUCUUGACUAGUGAGCUACUGCAAAGUAAUUAAACAUUUCAGAAGAUGGUGUGCUGUGGGUGUCUCUAGCUAUAGGGCCAGGGAGUGUUGUCUGUGAUCAGUAUUUUAUUUGUGAGUUGUGGAUGGAGGAAGAGGCAAUAUGGUGUGGGGCCCAAAGAGGAGGUGAACAUCUACAGUAUGUUAACAUAAUUGGGGUGGGGGGGCGUGGGAGUUCACACGGGGAAUAUUUAACAUGUCUUACUACAAUACAGAAUGUGUACAGACACUUAUGAGCCAAAUGCAAGCAUAUCAUGUUAGAAAAUGUUCACAGAUUAAAAAAAAAUAACACUUUUGGAGCAUUGUUUAAGGAACCAUCCAACAUGCUUGUUGCCUGUCUCCUUUUGUGUCUCUACAGUUAAGAAGAAAAAGAUUUUAAAUAUGACUGGAUCAUAUUUAUAUUUAAAGAUGGAUGUUCUUUUUGUAGUUCACAUUGAGCAUAAUUUUAGGUAAUAAAUAGUGAAAUUCUACUG